UUUUAUUUUUUCGAAACGCGUUAUGCGAGUCGGUCGCAAGUUUUAUUAUCAUAAUCACACGGCCGGACGCGAAACCGAAAUUUAGUCGUGGUCCCUGCCCUCACGCAGCAAGCCGAAACCUCUUCUCUCCUCAGACAUCCACCACCAUCCAACAACAACAGCAGCAGCAGCCGCCUCCAACAACAAAAACAACAGAAGACGCGCACCGAGAUCAAUAGAAAUUUCAAAAAUCCGAAUCAAAGAUUGCCCAAAACUUCAGAUUCGUAGCAUGCGCACACGUUUAUUUUGAUUGAAGAACGAGUUAACGAGCAGUGAAAUGACGAAAAUCGAUUUUAUACCGACGAGGGCCGUGCUGGGUGUGAUGAUAUUCACCGCAUGCUUGGUUGCAUACAUGCUCAGAGUCAACAUGUCGAUAAACUUGAUAGCGAUGGUGGAGCCGGCGGGUUCCGCGAAUCACGCCGGAGCUUCCGAAUGUUCGGCGACCGGCGUUUCCAAACCCGGUGAUAACGAAACGAUGGAGAUUCACGAGAAAUUAACCGCUGCCCCUGACUUUGGCGUUCGGUACGAGUGGAAUUCAAAGAUCCAGGGUUUGAUCUUGGGCUCGUACUUUUGGGGCUACAUAAUUUCAUCGAUGCCGGGCGGUUUUCUGGCCGAGCAAUUCGGCCCAUUGAAAACCGUCGGCGUUUCGACGCUCGUUUCUUCUGUACUUACCAUCCUGACACCUCUAGCCGCUUCCUGGCAUUACAGCGUCGUCAUAGCUAACAGGAUACUCUUGGGUCUUUUGGGCGGCGUUAUAUACCCGGCUCUGCACAGUUUGAUCUCGCGCUGGGCGCCGCCCGAGGAGAAGGGCAAAUUCGUGGGCGCUUUGCUCGGCGGAACUCUAGGAACGGUACUGACUUGGCCCAUGCUGGGUUCGAUCGUCGAGAGUUUAGGAUGGACGUGGGCGUUUUACAUACCCGGCGGAUUGGCGUUGCUCUGGUGUCUGCUUUGGUUCUUCUUGGUCUCCGAUUCACCGGAUCUGCAUCCAAGGAUCAGCGAUGAGGAGAAGUUCUACAUCGCCAAGAGUUUGGGUGACAGCGUCGCCAAGAGGAAAUCGAUCGCGCCGUACAAAAGCAUGGCGCUGUCCGUUCCCUUCUGGUCGUUGGCCGUCCUGCAUUUCGGCAAUCUCUGGGGAUUGUAUCUGCUCUUGACGGCCGGUCCCAAAUUCAUGUCCGAGAUCCUUGGAUUCGAUCUGGGACACUCGGGUCUCCUCGCGGCGCUUCCCUACUUGGCUCGCAUGAUCUUCGGAUUCAUCUUCGGACUGAUCGGGGAUCAGCUCAGGAAAUCCAAUAAGUUAUCCGUCACCUGCAUAAGGAAAUCGUUCGUUUUGUUCUCUCACAUCGUUCCCGGCAUCUUCCUGCUGGCCGAGACUGCGAUCGGCUGCGACGCCAUCCUCUCCGUCACCUUCAUCACUUUGGCGCUCGGCUUCAACGGCGCCUCCACCAUCACCAACCUGCAGAAUUCGCAGGAUCUGGCGCCGAAUUUCGCUGGAACCAUUUACGGCAUCGCCAACUGCAUCGGCGGCACGACCGGCUUCAUCACUCCCAUGCUCACCGGCUACUUGACCGAAGAGAAAAACGGCCUGUACGAGUGGCACCUGAUAUUCUGGGUGGGAGCAGCGGUCUACAUCUGCUGCGGUCUGGUGUUCUGUCUCUUCGGAAGCGGCGAGGUGCAACAGUGGAACGCAGUGGUCGAGCCGCAGGAUCCGGAGAGCGAAGAAAAAUCCACUGCGACGAAGGCGACCGGCAUCGUCAACGACGCUUACAUUCCGCAUCCCGAGGCCGACUCUGAAAACACCAAGGUCUAAACGAUGAUUCUAAACUGCUCAAAACAAAA
Molecule: messenger RNA, 1875 nt
Organism: Nicrophorus vespilloides
Lineage: Eukaryota; Metazoa; Arthropoda; Insecta; Coleoptera; Silphidae
Product: sialin
Exons: 7
Coding region: 317-1846 (509 amino acids)
Biological process (GO): monoatomic anion transport; transmembrane transport
Cellular component (GO): plasma membrane
Molecular function (GO): transmembrane transporter activity
Source: RefSeq, a predicted model, not a curated record